Messenger RNA from Naegleria lovaniensis, 1167 nucleotides. RefSeq lists its product as uncharacterized. The coding region runs from base 1 to 1167 and encodes 388 amino acids. The transcript has a single exon. NCBI's taxonomy places the organism in Eukaryota, Heterolobosea, Eutetramitea, Acrasida, Naegleriidae. The record is from RefSeq and is a predicted model, not a curated record.
AUGUUUCAAACACCAAAACGUGUAGCUUUUCAAGAGGCUCAUCACGAUGAUGAAGAGGCUCCAUCAUUAAUACUUUCCCGAACUUCAAAGAAUCAAACCUCAUGUAAGCUCAUUUUGAAGAAAGUAUCCACCACUCCCCGUAACGAAGGUAAUACUUGCACUCCAUCCAGAUCAACAAGUUCAGGCAGCAACAAAGAAAAUAUUUCCAACAAUUACCCAAUUUCUGAGGUAUUUGCCUCUCCUGUGCAAGUCAAAAAGAGGGCAACAAGAAGAAGGGUCAACAAGUCAAGCAUUGCUACUUCUUGUGUACCAUCUGUAUCUUCCAAUUCAUCAUCACAUUCAUCAUCCGAGAACGAUGUUAUAGGCAGCGAAGAAGACAAAGAGCCUUCACCUCUGACGCCAAUACAACAAAACCGAGUGGUAUCGUCUCCAAAACCACAAACCAGUUUUCUGAAUGAUUCCAUAUUUGAUUCAAAAACACCAACCAGCCAUCGGUAUUCUCUCAUGAAAACACCUGUCACUAGCCGAAAGCAACCAAAAACUUUGUCACCUGGUCUCUUCUCUCCUUUCAACAGUGUAGCACCUUUACUUAACUCUGUGUACAGCAAGAAAUCCAAGUUAGUUAAGGCGAAACCAAAAAUUAAAUAUGGAAUUACUGAAGAAGAGCUUAAUAAGCAUUAUACUAUUUCAGAAUUGAGAGAAUACUGUGUUACACAUUCAGAGAAGAAGCAAUCAGGUCUUUCAAAAAAAGAGCUUGUGGAAAAGGUAUUGAAAAUUUUAGAACCAACCUCUCAAGUGUUUAUUUUGACAAGUCCACGUAUUGCUGAUAUCAAACGAAAGCAGAGAAAUUCUGAGCCAUUGACAGAGGAGCAACAAGCGAUAGCGGAUGUUAUUGAAAGGUUUGAAGAUGAUUCUACGUCUGAUGAUAAUGAGAUGGAUGAUGUGGCUUUCAGCAAUUUUGCCAUCCCUUCUAUUCCUUCAUCAUCUAAAGGGUCCGCUGCUAAAAUUGAAAAUAAUUUGUAUUCUCUAUUCUACAAUCUUGGUCUAAGAAGUAUCUCAAGUAUGAGAUCGUAUUGUUUAGAAAAUAAUAUUAAUGCCACUGGAAACAGAGACACGUUGAAGAGAAGAAUUAUUUUACAUCUGUCCAAAACUCAAGCUAAAGAUUAG